UUUCUCCUGUGUGUGUUUAUCACUCUACUCCGAAUUACCAUGUGAGUGCAGGUCACUAUGACACAGGUCACUCCAACAUGAGUGUCCCUCUCUUCUGUUUGAACUGAAGCGUGCGAUAACAAAGUGCACACUGUGAUAGAAUUAGCAGCAAAGUCACAUAUCUAUCUCAUUAGCAGAGGAAGCGGGGGAACGCAGAGUGGGAGAAGAAAUAAAGGUUUUGAAGGGAAAGAGAUCAUGGUGAGACGGAACGUGGGACCAUCUACUCGUUCUGUCUAUAUAUGUCUGGCUUGCCUUUCUGUUGCUCUGCACCUCAUUCUGGCAUUCUUCUGCCUCGCUGUCCUCCAGACAGCCUGCGUCCUUCCCAACUCCUAUUCCUCCUCCAUCAGUCCAAGAACAGAUACCCGGAAGCAUCAUCCAGUCUCCUCCUCUUCACAUAAACUAUCGAUAAGUUCUGAGAAUGACAAAUUUCACAAGUUAAAUGCGACCAGGUUGCCUGUGGCCACUGGCGCGGAGAAAAAAGUGAUCGGUGCUGGAAAAGUAAAUCAAGUUGUCAAGAAUGCCUCGAAGCUGGAGGCACUUUACGAGCACCCGCUGUACAACCUGCCAGGACCAGAGUUGCUAGAGGACGAUUGGCUGCUCCGGGUGAAGACAAAUGAGGACGCAAGGGACACAGACAAUGGGGGUGAUGACAAGGAAGAAGGCAUCAGUAGUGACAGUCAGUGGCAGAGUGCAAGUCAGGAGGAAGGUUAUGACAAAGUCUCUUGGACCAGCAAUGCAGAGACGCACCCGCCAUGGCUGCGGUUCCACUUGGGCAUCACACGGUGGGAACUAUACAACAGGAAGGACUCCACUGUUGCAAAGCUGACUCACUACUUGGCAACGCAACAUAUUCUUGGAGCAGUUCAAAAAUCCGGAGGUACUCAGCUCAAACUGCUCAUAUCGUUCCCAAACUACGGACAAGCUCUGCUAAAACCCAUGAAACAAUCCAGAGACGCAGAGACUGACGUGAACCUUUUCUACUUCUCUGACUUUGAAAGACACAACGCGGAGAUCUCGGCUUUUCACCUUGACAGACUGCUGGGCUUCAAUAGAAUCCCGCCAGUGGUCGGUCGUCUCAUCAACAUCACCAGAGAGAUCAGAGAGAUUACCACGGACCGCAAGUUGUCUCGUACCUUCUUUACUUCCCCUGCGGGGAAUGUGUGUUUCUAUGGCCAGUGUGAAUACUACUGCUCAACCGAGCACCCACUGUGCGGCCAGCCACACUUACUGGAGGUAUCCUUGGCCGCCAUGCUACCGGACCUCAGCCUUGCUCCUCGCAGGUCAUGGAGGUCGCCAUGGAGACGAUCCUACAGUCGCACAAAGCUGGCACAGUGGGAGAAAGACCCAGCCUACUGUGACACUGUCAAACAAACACCUCCUUAUAACCACGGCACCCGACUGGUGGAUGUUAUCGACAUGGCCAUAUUGGACUUCCUCAUGAGCAACAUGGAUAGACAUCACUAUGAGACGUUUGAGACAUUUGGCAAUGACACUUUCCUGCUUCAUCUGGAUAAUGGACGAGCGUUUGGGCGUCACUCUCAAGAUGAGAUGUCAAUUUUAGCUCCCCUACAGCAGUGCUGCAGGAUCCGUCGCUCCACCCUCCUUCGCUUGCACCUCUUGUCCCUUCCGGACUUCCGCCUGAGCGAUGUCAUGAGGGAGUCUCUGGCCCAAGAUCCUUUGGCAGUCGUGGCGCCCCUACUCUCUGAGCUACACCUCAAUGCUUUGGACCGACGCCUCGCAACAGUCUUGCAUGUGGUGAAGACCUGUCAACAGCACCAUGAUGAAGUUGUUCUAAAUGACCUGGGAGGAUACAAGGGAGAAUAUGAGUAACAAAGUAAAUAAACUAUAAAAUAACUAUAAUUGGUCAAUAUUGGACUGGCGUGUUUGACUUAUUUUGUUUAAAAAAAAGUUUCAAAGGCUACUUUUACCAAGGAGCGAAACAUGUUUUUAUGGGAGGGGGGACUCGUCUUCCACUUUGAAAACCCUUGCUUUAACAUAAUACUGUAUACAAGAUACAGUAUUUAUAUAUACAUAAGAAUCAAAACCGACAAUAAUUAAAUAUAUACCUAUAACUUACA
Dunckerocampus dactyliophorus (ringed pipefish) is the source of this 2117-nucleotide messenger RNA. Its product is annotated as extracellular serine/threonine protein kinase FAM20C-like. The transcript has 11 exons. Gene Ontology annotation, molecular function: phosphotransferase activity, alcohol group as acceptor. The record is from RefSeq and is a predicted model, not a curated record. Gene Ontology annotation, cellular component: Golgi apparatus. Gene Ontology annotation, biological process: protein phosphorylation. Bases 235 to 1869 code for a protein of 544 amino acids. Lineage: Eukaryota; Metazoa; Chordata; Actinopteri; Syngnathiformes; Syngnathidae.